AUGAGUGGACAAACAGCAGCCGCUAAUGUCGCCGGCCAGGCCGCUCAGCAAAGCGGGAUCCUUGUCAAGCUGCUCAUAUUCGCAGCAGCGUUGGCAUUUGCCCCGGUAUCAUCAUACUUUCUGUCCAAGGACUACCUCUGGGAUGGCAAUGCGGUCCUCGCAGCUAUCACAGCCAUUGUAGCUGCGAACGUAGUCCUGGUCACAUAUGUCAUCCUCUCCAUACGCGAGGAACGUGCUGCGCUACUGGUCUCACCGGCCUCACGGAAAGAGCCGACUGGCGAGUCCAAGAAGGAGAAAUAA
This is a messenger RNA of Rhodofomes roseus, 300 nucleotides long. RefSeq lists its product as uncharacterized. The coding region runs from base 1 to 300 and encodes 99 amino acids. Gene Ontology annotation, biological process: vacuolar proton-transporting V-type ATPase complex assembly. Lineage: Eukaryota; Fungi; Basidiomycota; Agaricomycetes; Polyporales; Fomitopsidaceae. The transcript has 3 exons. The record is from RefSeq and is a predicted model, not a curated record.